Molecule: messenger RNA, 1336 nt
Organism: Rodentolepis nana
Lineage: Eukaryota; Metazoa; Platyhelminthes; Cestoda; Cyclophyllidea; Hymenolepididae
Source: the annotation of a GenBank genome assembly
UCUUUAGACAUCGAAUGAGGGCGGCGAGAAAACGGUGGAUGACAUUAAGCAACCUCAGCAAACGACUGAUGCAAAACUUGGCCGAAUUUACAGUGAUAUUCUGAAACGCACAAUUGGUAUAGGUGCAAAUCAAACUGCAUUUCCAAAACUAGAGGCUACAACAAAUAGUAGCGGUGGGUACAAUGAAUUUGAAGCUGAUAAUCUUGGCACAGAUGAUGGCGAAGAUGAGGAGAGUUUUUCGCAAAGUCAAUUUGCUAAGAAUCCUCAAAAUAACAAUGGAAGUGGCAGUGGUUUUGAUGGCUAUCAUAUUCUGGUCGGGUACAAUUCUCAAAAUGGUGGAAAUGCCAAUUCCUCUGCUUCAGCGAUCAAUAAUGCCGCCAUGGCCGCUGUCGCGGCUGCAGCGUCGGCAAAACAGAAACGACAUCGAACGCGUUUCACUCCAGGUCAGUUGAACGAGCUUGAGAGGGUAUUCGCCAAAACUCACUACCCAGAUAUCUUCAUGCGAGAAGAGCUCGCGCUAAGAAUAGGACUCACCGAAUCUCGUGUUCAGGUAGGACAUUGUUACAUAUUAUUUGCCAAUAGAAACAAAUAUAUUGAUGUCGAAACAUCAAGUGUCAAAAUUCUCGUGCAGUCUUCGAGUUGCAGUAGGAGGUGGAAAAGGACAAGUCGUGGUCACGUUUGUUUAACUGCGAGUAUGCGUAGCUAUCGUGAAGCCUUGAUAUUUUUUGUCCGCAGCCAGUCGCGGUUUCAUGACAUCUCACGCGCCUACUGGCGGAAAAGAUUACAUUCUCAGGGUAGAUGGGGACAUGCUCAACGUCUCAACUAUCUCCUUCUCGCUGACUCGUCUCAAAGUCUUCGGACAUCCUUCGGCUCCCAGCGUAACGACACCACAAUGGACACAGACAUGGAUGUGGUGACGAGCACAACAGCAGUUCAGCCAACGAAUGCAGGCAUCGGUCGGUUGGCAGAUUUUGAUCAGUUUGAUGAUCAGGUGUGCGAUGAUUUGACUCUCCGUGAGGAACCCGAUUAUGGAGAGGAGGAGAUGGAGCAACACGAGCAAGAGGAGGAGGAAGAGGGGAGGGCAUAUGUGGGAGGAAGGGGUAACAUUGCUCAAAAUAGAGGAUAUGGGGAAUCCAGAGAUGUACUUGGACCCAUGCCUGGUGCUAAUAAACAAGAUCUAACUAGGAGAAAUGGUGGUUAUGGAAAGUAUCGUCAUUAUCGCGUGGUAAAUUACCAUCAGUACGAUGCAGAGGAAUUCGAUAGGGCAUCCUUUUCAAAGCUCUCUACCACUGAAGGUAGAAAGGAGGUAGAGGCUACUUCAAAAAAUUUGUCAUAG